CUGAUAGAAGGGAAGCGAAGAGUGCCGGGGAAGGAGGAGAGUGGACAGUGGAGAAGUGGAGGUGAUGAAGAGGAAAACCCUAAAGAGGAGCAGAAGGGAGAGGGAUCGAAUGGAGGGUGCUACUCUCGCAAUGCAUUUGCCGAUGCCGUUGCUUCCACACAACCAAAACACUUCAUCUUCAUCCAACCUCUCUCGCUUCCAUCUCCGAACUGUCACCGAAUCUGAGCAACUCGAAGAAGUAAAGGAGCAGCAGCAGCAUCACUCUUCGUUUCCCUUGGAUGAAAACUUCGACUUCGACCUUAACAUCGAUGAGAAUGAAAAAGACUUCAUUCUCAGCCAGGAUUUCUUUUGCACCCCUGAUUACAUAACUCCAGAUGGGCAACAAACCUCCAAUAUUUUGGACGAUAACAAAUUGAUCCAAUUUGUUUCCGAUUUUGUCUCAAGAAGUGGAUCAGUACCCCUUUAA
Telopea speciosissima is the source of this 466-nucleotide messenger RNA. RefSeq lists its product as uncharacterized. The transcript is spliced from 2 exons. Lineage: Eukaryota; Viridiplantae; Streptophyta; Magnoliopsida; Proteales; Proteaceae. The coding region runs from base 65 to 466 and encodes 133 amino acids. The record is from RefSeq and is a predicted model, not a curated record.